AUUUUUUGAUACUUAGUUGAAGAUUCCCUCAUUCCUUGUUUGUUUUUAGCUUCCUUCUCACUGUAAUUUCUAGUCUAAUGGAGCUCCAAAGCCCAACAUAUUAGGGCAAAAAAGAAGAAGGAAUAAAGAAAGGAAAUGGUUAUGGUGUGAAACACACACAAAACGCUUUCCUUCUCCCAUCAUUCCUGGUUUUCAAUACCAACUUGAAUUGCCGUACGGCAAAAUUACAGUGAAAGCGAAGCAAAAAGACAAAGAAGAUAGUGAUUUUUGCAAGGAAAUGUUUGAAAGUUAUGCAGAAGCUGCUGCGUCUAACCCCUUGUUCUGCGGCCCCCAUCCUCAGCCCUUUAUCCACUAUAUUACCCCAUCAUGUUUCCCUUAUCCCUCUAGGGUUUAAGCAAAAUAGCCACAAACGCACCUUACAUUCCCUAAGGUUUAAGCAACACAGUCCCUUUUCACUUCCCUUCUCAAUGCCGCCGGCUGCCACCGCUUUACAGUUACGUAGUUCCGGUAUGCCUCCCUCUCUUAGUGGUCUGAACCCCAUGAUUUCCAUGUGUAAUUAUACCACGUCUUCGAGUUCCCCCCGUUACGCCUUGAGCUCUGGCAAUAGGUGUCGAAUUUGCCGGUGCUCCAUCGAGAGUGCUAUAGCUGUUCCUGAUAGAGCAUGGGUUGUACUUAAGGAGAGUCGUAGUGGGUCUCGUUUGUCUUGGUUUCGUACCUCUUCUACCUCAUCCGAUAUGGGGUUUCCGAUUUCUGCUAUGAAUAGUGAAGACGACGGUGGUGGUGGCGGUGGCGGUGAGACUGAGAAAGGAUUGUCGGCUUCGGAGGUGAAGCCCGCGAGAUUAAACAGGAGGCAGAGGAGUUCUUUGGGUGGUAGCUGUAGUCCUCCUCCAUUACUCCCCGGAAAUCCAGAUUUGUUGAGAAUUCCAGGCGUGGGACCGAGGAACUUGAGGAAGCUCGUGGAGAAUGGCAUUGCUGGUGUUGCUGAGCUCAAGAAAAUCUACAAGGACAAGUUUUAUGGAAAAUCGAAUCAGAAGAUGGUCGAGUUUUUACAAUCCUCUGUGGGCAUUAUACAUAGAAACCAUGCUGAGAGCAUAACCACCUUCAUCAAAGAGAGCGUGAAUGAAGAAAUGAAAGAUGGUGGUGCCAAUUCUGAUGCCAUUCCAGCCCAAAAGAAGCGACUUACUUUCUGUGUAGAAGGAAAUAUAAGUGUGGGGAAGACGACUUUCUUGAAGAGAAUUGCUAAUGAGACUCUUGAGCUUCAGGAUCUUGUUGAGAUUGUUCCUGAACCUAUUGAUAAAUGGCAGGAUAUUGGACCUGAUCAUUUUAACAUUUUAGAUGCCUUUUAUUCUGAGCCACAAAGGUUGAUGGAAAGAAGUGUUUUCAGCGAUAGAAUGGUGUUUGUGAGAGCUGUUCAUGAAGCAAACUGGAUGAAUGAGAUGGAAAUCAGCAUUUAUGAUUCAUGGUUUGAUCCAGUUGUUUCAUCUCUGCCUGGACUUAUUCCAGAUGGAUUCAUCUAUCUGAGAGCAAGCCCUGAUACCUGCCACAAACGAAUGAUGCUACGCAAGAGGGAAGAAGAAGGUGGAGUAAGCCUUGAUUAUCUUCGUGGUCUGCAUGAAAAACAUGAGAGCUGGCUGUUACCAUUUCAAACCGGAAACCAUGGUGUUUUAUCUGUCACCAAGCUCCCCCCUCACAUGGAUGCCUCCUUGCAUCCUGGUAUAAAAGAUCAGGUUUUCUAUUUGGAAGGCAAUCAUAUGCACUCAAGCAUUCAAAAGGUCCCUGCUUUGGUUCUUGAUUGUGAACCCAACAUUGAUUUUUCAAAGGAUAUUGAAGCUAAGCAGCAGUAUGCUCGUCAAGUUGCAGACUUCUUUGAAUUUGUGAAGAAAGCGAAAGAAGUUCCAGAAAAUGGGUCAUCCCAAUCACAGGUGCUAUCACCUCCUAGUGGUGGGUUGUGGGUCCCACCACAGGUACAGGGGAAGAAUUUUCCUGAGUCUCUAAAAUCAUUGGACUUGAGAAAGGCCAUGUCUCUCAUGUCUAGGACUGGCUCUACUUGAUAGUUGGCUUAUUGCUUGUAAAAAGAAAAAAUAUCUUCUUACCUCCCUCUCUCUCUCUCUCUCUCUCUCUCUCUCUCUCUCUCUCUCUCUCUCCUUGUUCAUGUAGUUUCAUCAAAUUGUGGAUUAUAACUUUGUUU
Molecule: messenger RNA, 2188 nt
Organism: Lactuca saligna
Lineage: Eukaryota; Viridiplantae; Streptophyta; Magnoliopsida; Asterales; Asteraceae
Source: the annotation of a GenBank genome assembly